Messenger RNA from Condylura cristata (star-nosed mole), 6411 nucleotides. It is a transcript of the gene POGZ, whose product is annotated as pogo transposable element with ZNF domain. The coding region runs from base 312 to 4367 and encodes 1351 amino acids. The transcript has 18 exons. The record is from RefSeq and is a predicted model, not a curated record. Lineage: Eukaryota; Metazoa; Chordata; Mammalia; Eulipotyphla; Talpidae. Gene Ontology annotation, molecular function: DNA-binding transcription factor activity, RNA polymerase II-specific; RNA polymerase II cis-regulatory region sequence-specific DNA binding. Gene Ontology annotation, biological process: regulation of DNA-templated transcription.
AGUCGGCGUCUCUCUCCCCCGCGCCAGCUCCCGUACACGGAGCCGCAUUCCUUGGCCCCCCCACCCCCCUCCCUCGGGGCCCCCCCGCCCCCCUCGGGAAAAAAUCCACCCCAAAUCACUCGAACCCGAGGGAGGUUUCCUUCCACCCUCGGGGAGACGAGCUUUCAAACGGUUCCCUCUCCUCCGUCUCCCCCCAAGCCCCCGUCCCCUCCCCUGCUCCCACCCCCUUCUCUCGGCGCCGGGUGCAAGGUCCCUUUAAGGCGACGGCGCCUUCCUCGGGUCAGACUACCGGCGGCGACGACCACGGGAGCAUGGCGGACACCGACCUGUUUAUGGAAUGUGAGGAGGAGGAGCUGGAACCAUGGCAGAAAAUCAGUGAUGUCAUUGAGGAUUCUGUAGUUGAAGAUUAUAAUUCAGUGGAUAAAACUAAUACAGCUGGCAAUUCCUUGGUCCAACAAGGUGGACAGCCGCUCAUCUUAACCCAGAAUCCAACCCCAGGUCUGGGCACAAUGGUUACUCAACCAGUAUUGAGGCCUGUCCAGGUCAUGCAGAAUGCCAAUCAUGUGACGAGUUCUCCUGUGGCCUCACAACCAAUAUUCAUCACUACACAGGGAUUUCCUGUAAGAAAUGUCCGGCCUGUACAAAAUGCAAUGAAUCAGGUUGGGAUUGUGCUGAACGUACAGCAAGGCCAAACGGUUAGACCAAUUACACUAGUCCCAGCCCCAGGUACCCAGUUUGUUAAACCAACAGUUGGAGUCCCACAGGUGUUCUCUCAGAUGACCCCAGUGAGGCCAGGCUCCACAAUGCCUGUGCGACCCACCACCAACACCUUCACCACCGUCAUCCCAGCCACUCUCACCAUUCGAAGCACCGUCCCACAGUCCCAGUCCCAGCAGACCAAGUCCACUCCCAGCACUUCCACCACUCCUACUGCCACACAACCGACCUCAUUGGGGCAACUAGCUGUUCCACCUCCAGGCCAAUCCAACCAGACCCCAAAUCCCAAGUUAGUGAGCAUUGCCAGCUUUGUCACUGUGAAGCGACCUGGGGUUACAGGUGAAAAUAGCAAUGAAGUGGCCAAACUGGUGAAUACCCUUAACACCAUCCCUUCCCUGGGCCAGAGUCCUGGGCCAGUGGUGGUAUCCAACAACAACUCUCCCCAUGGCUCUCAAAGAUCCAGCGGACCUGAGUCUUCAAUGAAAGUGACCUCUUCCAUCCCAGUGUUUGACCUUCAGGAUGGUGGGCGGAAAGUAUGUCCACGGUGUAACGCUCAAUUCCGUAUUACUGAAGCUUUGAGAGGUCACAUGUGUUACUGUUGCCCAGAAAUGGUUGAAUACCAGAAGAAAGGAAAAUCUCUGGAUUCAGAACCCAACAUCCCAUCAACAGCAAAGCCACCGUCUCCUGAGAAAACAGCUCCUGUAGCUUCCACACCCUCUUCUACACCUAUUCCUGCUCUGUCACCACCUACCAAAGCACAAGAGCCAAAUGAGAAUGUGGGUGAUGCGGUCCAGACCAAGCUCAUUAUGCUAGUAGAUGACUUUUACUACGGACGGGAUGGGGGCAAAGUAGCCCAACUCACAAGCUUCCCAAAGGUCGCCACAUCUUUCCGAUGCCCACAUUGUACCAAAAGGCUAAAAAACAAUAUUCGAUUCAUGAACCAUAUGAAACAUCACGUAGAACUCGAUCAGCAGAAUGGUGAGGUGGAUGGUCAUACUAUCUGCCAACACUGUUAUCGUCAGUUUUCCACUCCCUUCCAGCUCCAGUGCCACUUGGAAAAUGUUCAUAGUCCCUAUGAAUCGACUACCAAGUGCAAGAUCUGUGAGUGGGCGUUUGAGAGUGAGCCACUAUUUCUCCAGCAUAUGAAGGAUACUCAUAAACCUGGAGAGAUGCCUUAUGUUUGCCAGGUGUGUCAGUAUCGCUCCUCACUCUACUCUGAGGUAGAUGUCCAUUUUCGGAUGAUCCAUGAGGAUACUCGGCAUCUGCUCUGCCCUUAUUGCUUGAAGGUCUUCAAAAAUGGCAAUGCAUUCCAACAGCAUUACAUGAGGCACCAGAAGAGGAAUGUGUAUCACUGCAAUAAAUGCCGACUGCAGUUUCUGUUUGCCAAGGAUAAAAUCGAACACAAGCUUCAACACCAUAAAACCUUCCGUAAACCUAAGCAGCUGGAAGGCUUGAAACCAGGCACCAAGGUGACAAUCCGGGCUUCUCGAGGGCAGCCACGAACAGUUCCUGUAUCUUCCAAUGAUGCACCUCCCAGCACCUUGCAGGAGGCAGCACCACUGACUUCCUCAACAGACCCUCUGCCUGUCUUCCUUUACCCCCCCGUUCAGCGCAACAUCCAGAAGAGAGCUGUUAGAAAAAUGAGUGUCAUGGGCCGACAGACUUGUCUGGAGUGCAGUUUUGAGAUCCCAGAUUUCCCUAAUCACUUCCCUACUUAUGUGCACUGUUCUCUGUGUCGCUACAGCACCUGCUGUUCUCGAGCGUAUGCCAACCACAUGAUCAACAAUCAUGUUCCACGGAAGAGCCCCAAGUAUUUGGCUUUGUUUAAAAAUUCUGUGAGUGGAAGCAAUCUGGUCUGCACUUCAUGUACCUUCGUUACCUCUGUGGGAGAUGCCAUGGCCAAGCAUUUGGUAUUCAACCCCUCUCACAGAUCGAGUAGCAUACUGCCACGGGGACUUACUUGGAUAUCUCACUCAAGGCAUGGCCAGACUCGUGACCGAGUACAUGACCGGAACUUGAAGAAUAUGUACCCUCCUCCUUCCUUCCCUUCUAAUAAAGCUGCCACUGUGAAAUCUGUGGGGGCCACCCCAGCUGAACCUGAAGAGCUACCAACUCCCAUGGCUCAGGCACUCCCAUCACCAGCCUCAACUGCAACACCACCACCAACUCCAACUCAUCCCCAGCCUGUAGCCCCUCUACCCCUGGCUACCGAGGGGGCAGAAUGUCUAAAUGUUGAUGACCAGGAUGAAGGGAGCCCAGUCACCCAGGAACCUGAGCCAGCAUCAGGGGCUGGUAGUAGCAGUGGGAUCGGCAAGAAGGAGCAGCUAUCUGUGAAGAAGCUUCGAGUGGUACUGUUUGCCCUAUGCUGCAAUACAGAACAGGCAGCCGAACACUUCCGAAACCCCCAGCGACGCAUUCGGCGUUGGCUUCGGCGCUUCCAGGCCUCCCAGGAGGAGAACCUGGAGGGCAAAUACCUGAGCUUAGAGGCAGAAGAGAAACUGGCAGAAUGGGUAUUGACCCAGCGAGAGCAACAGCUCCCUGUGAAUGAGGAGACCUUGUUCCAGAAGGCCACUAAAAUAGGACGUUCUUUGGAGGGGGGGUUUAAGAUCUCUUAUGAAUGGGCUGUGCGUUUUAUGCUGCGGCACCACCUGACUCCCCAUGCCCGGCGCGCAGUGGCCCACACACUACCCAAGGAUGUGGCAGACAAUGCAGGACUCUUCAUUGAAUUUGUGCAACGGCAGAUUCACAACCAGGACUUACCAUUGUCCAUGAUUGUGGCUAUUGACGAGAUCUCCUUGUUUCUGGAUAUGGAAGUGCUGAGCAGUGAUGACCGAAAGGAGAAUGCUCUGCAGACAGUGGGCACAGGGGAGCCUUGGUGUGAUGUGGUGCUGGCCAUUCUGGCAGAUGGCACGGUCCUCCCCACCCUGGUUUUCUACCGAGGACAGAUAGAUCAGCCUGCUAAUGUGCCAGACUCCAUAUUGCUAGAGGUGAAGGAGAGUGGCUAUAGCGAUGACGAGAUCAUGGAGCUGUGGUCAACCCGAGUGUGGCAGAAGCACACGGCCUGCCAGCGCAGCAAAGGCAUGCUGGUGAUGGACUGUCACCGCACUCACUUGUCAGAAGAGGUGCUGGCAAUGCUUAGUGCCUCUAGCACUUUGCCUGCAGUGGUCCCAGCAGGCUGUAGCUCCAAAAUCCAGCCAUUAGAUGUGUGCAUCAAACGAACUGUCAAGAACUUCCUGCACAAAAAGUGGAAGGAACAGGCUCGGGAAAUGGCAGAUACUGGAUGUGAUUCUGAGGUCCUGCUUCAGCUGGUGCUGGUCUGGCUGGCUGAAGUGCUGGGUGUCAUUGGGGACUGUCCAGAGCUUGUUCAGCGGUCCUUCCUUGUGGCUAGUGUUCUACCUGGCCCUGAUGGCAACAUUAACUCACCUACAAGAAAUGCUGACAUGCAGGAGGAGCUAAUUGCCUCCCUAGAGGAGCAGCUGAAGCUGAGUGGGGAACAGUCUGAGGAGCCCUCAGCUUCCACUCCCCGACCCAGAUCAUCUCCCGAAGAGACAGUUGAGCCUGAAAGCCUUCACCAGCUCUUUGAGGGCGAAAGUGAGACUGAGUCCUUCUAUGGCUUUGAAGAAGCUGACCUAGAUCUGAUGGAGAUUUGAGUGUUGGGGUCAUGAAGGGGGGGUAUGGAGUAGGGGUGGGAAAGUGUGAGGGAGGGUGCAGGGAUUUAGGGAAAAGGGGGUACACCAGGUGGAUUAUUUGGUUUAUAUUUUUAAAUUUUUGCCACCCCCCCCCCCCGGAUGUUGACUUAUACUUCCCUGUGGAUUUGUGGGUAAUUAGGAAAACCAAUAGUGAUCACGUCUGAGCCGAGGAGCUGGCCCUUUGGUCAUUCACUUCUAAAAAAAAAGGCUUUUGUGACUUUUUUUUAAUCACUGUGUUUGGUAUUUUUCUGACAAAAUCAAGAAAAAGAAAAAAAUUCUUGUGGACAAAUGUUAAGUUUUUGUUUCCCCUUUUACCUCACUUGUGUCAUAGUACAUCUGGGUUUUCUGUUUAUUCGACUGUGGCCAAUGUCUUUGGGCAUGAUGCUAUAUCCAACCAUUGUCAAUGUGAGAGCAUUUCUGAAGAUGGGAAAGAUAAAAAUAUGUAGCUCACAAACUGAUUUAUUAUAUAUAUGGGUAAAAACUUUUUUCAUGUGGUCUUAAAACACUUUUCUAUAAAAGCAAAAAUGAAAAAAAAAAAACCCCACUGAACUCUCUUCCUUCUCCUUACUUUCCUUCCCUCUCCAGAGAUGUUUCUACAACUCUAGACAUAAAAUUGUGGCUUUAAAAAUGCAUGAAAACCAUCUUUAAUCAUCCAGAAUGAAUAGAUUGUUACUCCUUACCAUCCUCCCAACAAAAACAUGACAAACCAAUAUUCUUUGCACUUGCUGCCCUUGACCCUUGCCCUAUUCUCACACCAUCACUCUUGGACAAAGGACCAUAAAUGUUUUCUUAGAACCUGGAGGUACUGAGGGGAUCACAGCUGUAGGGUGGAGGCCAUUCUGUGUGUGGGGCUUCAUCCCGCAGACCCUGGGGCUGUCCUUUCUUGGUUGAACUUUAUCCUGUUAUGGACAGCAUGCCUGUUCAGGAGACCACAUGUCCUACAGAAGCUAAUUGUGCAAGAAGUGUUGAACUUUUAAAAGAAGACCACUCAUUGAAAUCCUGUGGCUUUCCCCAGUCUUUUAAUGAUCAGAAAAGAAUCUGACAUGAAGAAGCACAGGGGUGGUGUGCACAAAGAAAGACACGAAUCUUUAUUUUUCACUGCCAGCGUCAAGGAAAGAAAUUUUUUCUACAAUUUGCAUGAGGGAUUUUUUAAAAAUUGUAUGUACUCAUGAUUAUAAACUGAAGUGUACUAUAACAGCAAAGGAACAAAAAUCCAAGUCCACCUUGCCCACAGCUACACCACUGUUCUGUCUGUCCUGAGGCUUUUUCAGCAAUGUUUUCCCUCCUGUGAGUCAAGGAGGCAACCUGCACAGGCUUGUAAAUGGUUCAUCUUUAAAAUGUACAUAAGCGGAACAUUUAAUAAAAUAAGGGGAAAUGGAUUUAUAAACAAUGUGGUUAUUUUCUAGGUCACCCUAUUUUAAUAGGCUUUCACAGACUGGGAGAUUCUCCAAGAUGUGAUGGGCCUGAUGUACAGGUGUGUAACAUUUGUUACUGCCUGUUUCUCCUCACAUUUUUUUUUUUUUUUUUGGGCUUUUAACCCCCCAGCACACUAUAAUAUAGUGAACUGGAGUGAUCCCUCCCAGAAACAGCUUGGCCAGCUUUGUGAAGCCAUGGCAUCUGAAACUGAACUGAGGAUCCAAUUGGGCUUCUCUCCAGCCUUUUGCUUGAUGCUACUUUGACAGAAUAUGGACUUUCACGUCAGCCCAAUACCUUUGAGAAAGUUAAGAACUAAUGGUCAACUUUGUCCACAAAGACCUAAUUUUUCUCUUUGGUAGUCUCUGCAGCAGCCCCAGAGUUUGCAGAGUUAGCUGGGUUCCUGGCCUCUGCACACCACAACUUUGAUGGGUAAAUUUUUUAAAGACCACAGUAACAACAGUGAAUCAGCUGGGUGUUGGCCAGGAAGUCAUCCUUGUGGAUUCUGCCUGCAUGGCUUAGUAGUAGAAGGAAGUUUUUUUGUUUUGUUUUUUAUAAUUCAGUUUAAUCAAUAAACAAGUAUUUAUUGACU